AUUCCUGCACAUACAUACACUCAUCAUUCAUCAACGAAAAGAAUGAUGAGAAACAAUGUGCAGCAGCAGCAGCAGUUCAAAGAUUCAGCUCUUAAGAUGAUCUCAUUGUGCUCCCUAAUUAUUGUAGGUGUAGUUGAAACAAAAUCAACAAUAGAACCAUGCAACUCCUCCCAGGCAUGCCCCUCACUUCUCUCAUACCUCUUGCCAUGGGACUCAAUGCUAUCCGAAAUAGCAACACGCUUCAACGUGAACGUCUCAGAUAUCAUGGCCGCAAACUCUGCCUUCCCAAUAACAGCAUCGUGCGGCAACGAAAUCGUGAGAGCAGGAUCAACGGUGAAGAUACCAGCCACGUGUCAGUGCGUGGAUGGAAUCAGAAGGUCGGUGUCAGCAGUGUACAGGGUGAAAGCAUCGGACACACUGGAAUCGAUAUCAGAGGGUUAUGGAGGGCUUGUUACUGCAGAUCAAAUUAGGAGUUUCAACAAAGGCGUGCCUUUGGUGGAUGGAGAUGUGGUAGUUAUACCGUUGCCGUGCAGUUGCAUGAAGAACCAGAAUAAUGGGGAAAGUGCGGUUUAUAUGUCCUAUGUGGUUCAGAAAGGGGAGACACUGGGAAGCGUGGCAGCUUAUUUUGGUACAACUGUUUCUGAUUUGGAAUUUGUUAACGGUCUUGGACAACCUACCGUUCUACCUGGCGAUAUUCUAUCGAUUCCUAUUCCAGCAUGUUCAUCAGCUACUCUGAAUUGGUACAAUGAGAGUUUGAUAGUCCCAAAUGGCUCAUAUGCUUUAACUGCCACCAACUGUAUUAAAUGCACUUGUGCUCCACAGGGUCUCAAGAUGCAAUGUUUUCCUUCUGGAAUGGAUGUACCUUGCUAUAAUUUACGUUGCAAGGGAUCCAAUCUUGCUAUUGGGGAUGAACAUCUGGAAUAUUCCAAUGCUGGAUGCAAUGUCACCCAAUGUGUGUACCGUGGCCAUAGGGGUGGAAAAAUUCUGAGUAGUCUGAUCAACUCUUCUUAUCUGCAAUGUCCGGAUAAUAAAAGCUCUAGUGGAGCAACAUGUUGGCAACCCUCAGCACCAUAUUUGGCAGACCCAUUUGUUUUGUCUCCAGGCCCAAGCCCAAGCAUAUUCCCCUUGCCUGUUUCUGAGGCUGCUCUAAUGACUCAUGCCUAUAACUAUGACUAUGACCAUGAGAGAAGGCUCCAUCUGUUCUCACUCAUCUGUCGUAUGCUACACUUGUUAUUCCCAAUGCUUCUACUUUGUUUUUUAAUCUGA
This is a messenger RNA of Arachis stenosperma, 1266 nucleotides long. Its product is annotated as lysM domain-containing GPI-anchored protein LYP6-like. The coding region runs from base 43 to 1266 and encodes 407 amino acids. Lineage: Eukaryota; Viridiplantae; Streptophyta; Magnoliopsida; Fabales; Fabaceae. The transcript has 5 exons. The record is from RefSeq and is a predicted model, not a curated record.